Messenger RNA from Pan troglodytes (chimpanzee), 2912 nucleotides. RefSeq names its product NFE2 like bZIP transcription factor 2 (gene NFE2L2). NCBI's taxonomy places the organism in Eukaryota, Metazoa, Chordata, Mammalia, Primates, Hominidae. The coding region runs from base 623 to 2437 and encodes 604 amino acids. The transcript is spliced from 10 exons. Gene Ontology annotation, cellular component: nucleus. The record is from RefSeq and is a predicted model, not a curated record. Gene Ontology annotation, biological process: cellular response to oxidative stress; regulation of transcription by RNA polymerase II. Gene Ontology annotation, molecular function: RNA polymerase II cis-regulatory region sequence-specific DNA binding; DNA-binding transcription factor activity, RNA polymerase II-specific.
GCCACCGCGGCGACUUGGCGGCGGGUGCCAUGCGUCUGGAGCUUCACAUUCUCUGCCCCCAACCCACCGCGCCGGCGCUCCCUUGUCACGCCUCGGGAAGCGCGCACCUGCCAAGCAGGAUGAAUAAUCUGAUAUCAUGUGAAAUGAGGAAAUAAGAAGCUUUCUGCUGACUUCAUUUUGACCCAGGGUCCAAAAGGUGAUGUAAUCCUGUGGCAAGAAGAUUCAAAACUGUGGACUAUCUUGCAAAAAAUACAAGAAGAUAUUGAAAGUUUUCAUGAGUGCCUACCACCUAAUCUCAAACACUAUCAUUCAUAUGUGCCUCAUUGAGCAAAUCUUUAAUGAGGAUCUAUAUGCCAGCAAUAUCUUUUGCUUGGGAGCAGAAACAGAAAGUACAUGGUGGACUUCAUUGAGGGAUGGAGAUUUGGAAGACAUGAAUGGAUGAAGAACCAAGUGCGUGAGGGCACCUAUCAGGAUUAUUGCUGAAAUCCUUAUGGAGUAGAGAUGGGGUUUCACCAUGUUGCCCAGGCUGGUCUCAAACUCCUGAGCUCAGGCCAUCUGCCCGCCUCGGCCUCCCAAAGUGCUAGGAUUACAGAAGGUGCCUGCUUCCCCUUCACCUUCCACCAUGAUUGUAAGUUUCCUGAGGCCUCCCCAGACAUGUGGAACUGACAUGGAUUUGAUUGACAUACUUUGGAGGCAAGAUAUAGAUCUUGGAGUAAGUCGAGAAGUAUUUGACUUCAGUCAGCGACGGAAAGAGUAUGAGCUGGAAAAACAGAAAAAACUUGAAAAGGAAAGACAAGAACAACUCCAAAAGGAGCAAGAGAAAGCCUUUUUCGCUCAGUUACAACUAGAUGAAGAGACAGGUGAAUUUCUCCCAAUUCAGCCAGCCCAGCACAUCCAGUCAGAAACCAGUGGAUCUGCCAACUACUCCCAGGUUGCCCACAUUCCCAAAUCAGAUGCUUUGUACUUUGAUGACUGCAUGCAGCUUUUGGCGCAGACAUUCCCGUUUGUAGAUGACAAUGAGGUUUCUUCGGCUACGUUUCAGUCACUUGUUCCUGAUAUUCCCGGUCACAUCGAGAGCCCAGUCUUCAUUGCUACUAAUCAGGCUCAGUCACCUGAAACUUCUGUUGCUCAGGUAGCCCCUGUUGAUUUAGACGGUAUGCAACAGGACAUUGAGCAAGUUUGGGAGGAGCUAUUAUCCAUUCCUGAGUUACAGUGUCUUAAUAUUGAAAAUGACAAGCUGGUUGAGACUACCAUGGUUCCAAGUCCAGAAGCCAAACUGACAGAAGUUGACAAUUAUCAUUUUUACUCAUCUAUACCCUCAAUGGAAAAAGAAGUAGGUAACUGUAGUCCACAUUUUCUUAAUGCUUUUGAGGAUUCCUUCAGCAGCAUCCUCUCCACAGAAGACCCCAACCAGUUGACAGUGAACUCAUUAAAUUCAGAUGCCACAGUCAACACAGAUUUUGGUGAUGAAUUUUAUUCUGCUUUCAUAGCUGAGCCCAGUAUCAGCAACAGCAUGCCCUCACCUGCUACUUUAAGCCAUUCACUCUCUGAACUUCUAAAUGGGCCCAUUGAUGUUUCUGAUCUAUCACUUUGCAAAGCUUUCAACCAAAACCACCCUGAAAGCACAGCAGAAUUCAAUGAUUCUGACUCCGGCAUUUCACUAAACACAAGUCCCAGUGUGGCAUCACCAGAACACUCAGUGGAAUCUUCCAGCUAUGGAGACACACUACUUGGCCUCAGUGAUUCUGAAGUGGAAGAGCUAGAUAGUGCCCCUGGAAGUGUCAAACAGAAUGGUCCUAAAACACCAGUACAUUCUUCUGGGGAUAUGGUACAACCCUUGUCACCAUCUCAGGGGCAGAGCACUCACGUGCAUGAUGCCCAAUGUGAGAACACACCAGAGAAAGAAUUGCCUGUAAGUCCUGGUCAUCGGAAAACCCCAUUCACAAAAGACAAACAUUCAAGCCGCUUGGAGGCUCAUCUCACAAGAGAUGAACUUAGGGCAAAAGCUCUCCAUAUCCCAUUCCCUGUAGAAAAAAUCAUUAACCUCCCUGUUGUUGACUUCAACGAAAUGAUGUCCAAAGAGCAGUUCAAUGAAGCUCAACUUGCAUUAAUUCGGGAUAUACGUAGGAGGGGUAAGAAUAAAGUGGCUGCUCAGAAUUGCAGAAAAAGAAAACUGGAAAAUAUAGUAGAACUAGAGCAAGAUUUAGAUCAUUUGAAAGAUGAAAAAGAAAAAUUGCUCAAAGAAAAAGGAGAAAAUGACAAAAGCCUUCACCUACUGAAAAAACAACUCAGCACCUUAUAUCUCGAAGUUUUCAGCAUGCUACGUGAUGAAGAUGGAAAACCUUAUUCUCCUAGUGAAUACUCCCUGCAGCAAACAAGAGAUGGCAAUGUUUUCCUUGUUCCCAAAAGUAAGAAGCCAGAUGUUAAGAAAAACUAGAUUUAGGAGGAUUUGACCUUUUCUGAGCUAGUUUUUUUGUACUAUUAUACUAAAAGCUCCUACUGUGAUGUGAAAUGCUCAUACUUUAUAAGUAAUUCUAUGCAAAAUCAUAGCCAAAACUAGUAUAGAAAAUAAUACGAAACUUUAAAAAGCAUUGGAGUGUCAGUAUGUUGAAUCAGUAGUUUCACUUUAACUGUAAACAAUUUCUUAGGACACCAUUUGGGCUACUUUCUGUGUAAGUGUAAAUACUACAAAAACUUAUUUAUACUGUUCUUAUGUCAUUUGUUAUAUUCAUAGAUUUAUAUGAUGAUAUGACAUCUGGCUAAAAAGAAAUUAUUGCAAAACUAACCACUAUGUACUUUUUUAUAAAUACUGUAUGGACAAAAAAUGGCAUUUUUUAUAUUAAAUUGUUUAGCUCUGGCAAAAAAAAAAAUUUAAGAGCUGGUACUAAUAAAGGAUUAUUAUGACUGUUAAA